CAUUGCAGGCAAUAUAUUCGGUUUCCAUUCGCUACUUGACAGUGUCACUCUCUCUCUCUCUCUCUCUCUCUCUCUCUCUCUUAAAACCAUCUCUUCCUACACUACAAGCCUCAUCUCAAUCUCCAACUCCGACCCUUUUCAGGUGUUUGUGUGUUUUGUUUUGAGGAGCUGAGGAUAUUUGAUAAUGGCACACUUACUUUCCACUUCUUGUACUCUUAAAAUUGCUCCUGGAUGUAAACCAAAUUCCAGAUUAAACCAAGACUCAUUGGCCUUUUCAGCAUCAUUUUCUUUCCAAACAUCGAAAUCGCCCUUUAGAAGCUUUCGUUUGCCAGUUGAAAGGUUUAGAACAAACUCUACCCUGCAGGAAACCACAAUUCCAUCUUCUGGUUUUCGUGCUAGCUCGGGUGAAGGCUCGAAAGCAGAGAAGGUUAUGGUAAUUGGUGGUGAUGGGUACUGUGGUUGGGCCACAGCACUUCAUCUAUCCAAGAAAGGUUACGAGGUUGCCAUAGUUGACAGCCUUGUUCGUCGCCUCUUUGAUCAGCAGCUCGGUAUUGACUCGCUCACUCCAAUAUCCUCAAUCCACAGCCGUGUACGUCGUUGGAAAGCACUUACAGGAAAGAGUAUUGAACUCUACAUUGGUGAUAUUUGUGACUUUGAGUUCUUAUCAGAAACUUUUAAGUCAUUUGAGCCUGAUGCUGUUGUUCAUUUCGGGGAGCAAAGGUCUGCCCCUUAUUCGAUGAUUGAUCGAUCAAGAGCUGUUUUUACACAGAAUAACAAUGUGAUUGGAACAUUGAAUGUGCUUUUUGCUAUAAAAGAAUAUAGAGAUCAUUGCCAUUUGGUUAAGCUUGGGACAAUGGGAGAAUAUGGUACACCAAAUAUUGACAUUGAAGAAGGUUACAUUACAAUUACUCAUAAUGGAAGAACAGAUACUCUUCCAUACCCGAAGCAAGGUAGCUCAUUCUACCAUUUGAGUAAAGUUCAUGAUUCAAACAAUAUAGCUUUCACUUGCAAGGCUUGGGGGAUCAGAGCCACUGACUUAAACCAAGGUGUGGUUUAUGGAGUUAAAACUCCAGAAACCGAUAUGCAUGAAGAGCUAUGCAACAGGCUUGAUUAUGAUGGUGUGUUCGGGACAGCAUUGAAUCGGUUUUGUGUUCAGGCUGCUGUUGGUCAUCCACUUACUGUGUAUGGCAAGGGAGGCCAGACUCGGGGAUACCUUGACAUAAGAGAUACAGUUCAAUGUGUUGAACUUGCCAUUGCAAACCCAGCUAACCGUGGUGAGUUUCGGGUUUUCAACCAAUUCACCGAGCAAUUCUCUGUUAACGAGCUUGCAGCUCUCGUUACUAAAGCAGGGAAGAAUCUUGGGAUCGAAGUCCAAACAACUUCUGUUCCAAACCCAAGAGUAGAGGCCGAGGAACAUUAUUACAACGCCAAACAUACUAAACUGAUUGAAUUGGGACUUCAACCACAUUUACUUUCAGACUCUCUUCUUGAUUCUUUGCUGAACUUUGCUGUCGAGUACAAAGAUCGGGUUGACAUGAAGCAGAUAAUGCCCAGUGUUUCGUGGAAAGGAAUCGGAGCUAAGCCAAAGACUGUUGCUGCCUAGUCUGGUUUUUUUGGAAAUGGUCAGUCAGUUGUACUAAUUGGACAUUUAGUUUAGUUUUAGUUCAGUUCUGUCUUAGAAAGAAAAAAAAUGAAAAGCACACAAACAUUAUAAGCUGUUGUAUAGUUGUGUGAUGAUGUUUGCAUACUAAGAACAUUGAAAAUUUUAAAUCCAUUCAUGGGAUGAUCAUAGCUUUGUUGAAGAA
Messenger RNA from Cannabis sativa, 1805 nucleotides. Its product is annotated as UDP-sulfoquinovose synthase, chloroplastic. The record is from RefSeq and is a predicted model, not a curated record. The coding region runs from base 185 to 1603 and encodes 472 amino acids. The transcript has 3 exons. NCBI's taxonomy places the organism in Eukaryota, Viridiplantae, Streptophyta, Magnoliopsida, Rosales, Cannabaceae. Gene Ontology annotation, biological process: glycolipid biosynthetic process; sulfolipid biosynthetic process. Gene Ontology annotation, molecular function: UDPsulfoquinovose synthase activity.